Molecule: messenger RNA, 1615 nt
Organism: Tetranychus urticae (two-spotted spider mite)
Lineage: Eukaryota; Metazoa; Arthropoda; Arachnida; Trombidiformes; Tetranychidae
Product: tRNA methyltransferase 10 homolog C
Biological process (GO): positive regulation of mitochondrial translation; mitochondrial tRNA 5'-end processing
Cellular component (GO): nucleus; mitochondrion; nucleoplasm
Molecular function (GO): tRNA binding
Source: RefSeq, a predicted model, not a curated record
CUACACAUGUUUCUUAACAUCUGAGAAGAUCUAGGGAUUAACAUGUGUUUCUGAUGAUUUUGAUGCUUUUUAAGAAUAAGAAGAUUCAGUUAUAUUUAUAUUUCUCAAAGUAAAUCUGUAAAUUUGGCCUUAUGCGGUUGUCAAGAACGUUAGUUUGGUUAUUUCAUCAUGGCCGGACUCAAGUUGUUAGAAAUCUAUUUCCAAAGCAUAAUACACUUUCACCAAUCCAUUCGGUACAAUUGAGAAGAUCAUUCUCAAAUGAUAGUGCUAAUGACGAUGAUAAAAUCACUGAAGAUCUAAAUAAUGACAGAUAUGUGAAAAAAUGGUUGGCAACAAAAGUAUUCGAACAUCAAACCAUUGAUGACUUCAAACCUUUUCUCAAGAAUAAAGAAGAGCUGGAAAAGAUGGAGUGGAUAUUACAAGAGUAUGAAAUCAUCAAAUACGAUACAAGUUUAUGUCCUUCCUAUCUACCAACUGAAAGAGUCAAAGAAAUGGUGGAAAUGUCAACUACACAAAAGCUACAUUCGUAUUUUCACUUUCUCUACAACCGAGAGAAUCGCAAGAAUGCUGCAAGACUGAGAAAGAUCGAAAACAGGACUGAAACAGCGAAAGCAUUGAGAUUUGCUCAUGAUAAUGACAUAAAAUUGGAAAUGGGCAUUAGUUAUGACCCAGAAACAGGAAAACCCAUUUAUGGUAAAUGGAGAAACAGUUGCUUCAUCGACUUGGGUAAAAAACAUGAAUAUACAGCUUUUCUUCCUCAAAACAUUGCUGCAAGUCAAUUUGGACAAAAGCUGAUUAUUGAUUUCUCUUACGAAAACUGCAUGCAUACUCAGGAAAAGAAAAGCCUGGUUAAACAGUUGUGUUUUGGUUAUCAAAAAAUACGAGAGUCCGAAGAUCCGUUUGACCUGUGGUUUUGUGGCUUAAAUCCUAAAGAAAAGACUCAUUCGUAUUUAGAUGAAGUUUUGGGUUGGAACCGUAACGCUAUUUUCACAAAUAGUUUCAUCCACCGAACGGAAAGAUCGUACCUAGAUCUAUUUCCUAAGGAAAAAUUGGUUUACCUCUGUCCAGAUUCAUCUGUUGAUUUACACAAAUUUGAUGAUGAGGCUAUUUACAUAGUCGGUGGUUUGGUUGAUAAACGCGUUAUUAAGCCUGUUUCCUUAGCCAAAUGUAAAAAAGAAGGGUUAAAAACUGCUCGUUUACCAUUAGACCAACACUUAUCAAUGAUAGGUAACAAAAUAUUAACUUUGGACCAAGUUUUGUGUAUUCUGGUGCGUUUAAAAGAAGGCGUACCCAUGAAGGAAGCGCUAGAAGAAUCAGUUCCUAUUCGAAAAAUAAAGACUCCGGAACAAGUUGAACACGAAAGAAAUAGACGAUUACUUAAACUGACAUUACAAAGAAAGCAUAAAAAUACAUAUCUGUAGAUUAAAAAUAAAUCAUCAGCUAAAUAACCACUUAAGCUUACUUCAUCAAGAACCAAUGUAACUUCGGCUAUUGUUAGAUGUAAAUUUUUAUAUAACUGGAUUCGACCAUAUUUAUCCUCUGUUGACAUUUUAAUGUAUAAAGUUUGUUUUGAAUUAAAAUACAAUCAAAAUUGUCCUUUGGAUAUAUUCAAAAA